Messenger RNA from Chondrus crispus (carragheen), 666 nucleotides. RefSeq lists its product as hypothetical. The coding region runs from base 1 to 666 and encodes 221 amino acids. The transcript has a single exon. The record is from RefSeq and is a predicted model, not a curated record. Gene Ontology annotation, molecular function: 3-hydroxyacyl-CoA dehydratase activity. Gene Ontology annotation, cellular component: endoplasmic reticulum membrane. Gene Ontology annotation, biological process: fatty acid elongation; sphingolipid biosynthetic process; very long-chain fatty acid biosynthetic process. Lineage: Eukaryota; Rhodophyta; Florideophyceae; Gigartinales; Gigartinaceae.
AUGGAUCUCUCAAAAUUAUACCUGAAUGUAUACAACACGAGUCAAGGAUUCCUAUGGAUGCGAGUACUUGUCUCCAUUUUAUGGUUCCUUUUACUCCGUCUCUUUCGUCCCAACAAUUCCUGGACACUGCAAGAAGUGUACUACAUCUACAUUCCAUAUGCGCACCGUGGGCAGUCCUUGGCGUGGCUAGAAGUGAUGCACGCGGCUUUCGGUCUUGCCGGAGGCGGUGUCGCAACAGCAUUUGUGCAGUGCUUGGGCAGGUACGUCGUUCUUGUUUACGUCGUUGAGCCCAUUGCCUUCAUGCACUCAGCUUGGGUGACGACAAUCAUGCUUUUCGCUUGGGCUCUGGCUGAUGUUGUCCGCUACCUGUUCUACAUCCAAUCUUAUCUGAGUCGUCCAUGGCAAACUGUGCUAUGGUUGCGUUAUUCUCUGUUUUUAAUUCUGUAUCCCAUCGGUAUUGUGUGUGAAUGGCUUAUCUACUACUUCACGCUUGAGUAUGUAGACAGCCAAGAGCUCUUCGCCGUCAGAUUGCCCAACGCAUGGAAUUUUGCAUUUGACUUUGGGAUCUGGAAUCGAAUUGUUUUGCUGAUGUAUUUGUAUUUUGGGGUAUUUAUGUUCACGCACAUGGUGCAACAACGAAAGAAGAAGCUUCCUGCCGUUCGCUAG